Molecule: messenger RNA, 2793 nt
Organism: Petromyzon marinus (sea lamprey)
Lineage: Eukaryota; Metazoa; Chordata; Hyperoartia; Petromyzontiformes; Petromyzontidae
Biological process (GO): regulation of transcription by RNA polymerase II
Cellular component (GO): nucleus
Molecular function (GO): DNA-binding transcription factor activity, RNA polymerase II-specific; RNA polymerase II cis-regulatory region sequence-specific DNA binding
Source: RefSeq, a predicted model, not a curated record
CUCGGCUGCCGUUUGAACAAAAACCCGCGCCCAUUCCUCGAGCCUGAAUCACUCCUCGCUCGCUCGCUGCUCGCACACGCGGCGGAGGAGGUGUGGCGGCGUGGCUCGGUCCAGGAACUCGGGGCGAAAUUUCGGGGACGCGCGACCCACGGGCGGAUCGGCUCAGGUUCACGAAGCCGGCUGCCGGCACGAGGUCAAAGCCUAAAGGAUUCGGGGAUUAAGCCUCCGGCUGCAGCCCUCAUCUGGAGGCUAAGUCGCGACUUGACAGGUCUGCGCGCGGUCAUGUUCCGGGACUCGGGGCGGGAGUGCGAGAGUUCGUGCAGCGGCUCUCCGGCAACGUCGCCAUACCUGUCCCCCGCCUCCAGCUCUUCCUCCUCCUCCAGUUCCUCCUUCUCCUGCAGCCCCGCCCUCCCACACGGCGCACAGGACUUCUCGCUCCCCUUCGUGCCGACCCUCACCGCCGUGGCGAGCAGCCCCGACCUCCGCUGGAUGGUCCAGCCCAGCGUCAUCACCUCCGCGGCGCGGCCCCCCGGGCCCCCCAUGGGCUACGCGCAUCAUCAGCCUCAUCAUUAUCAGCAGCAGCAGCUGCAGAGACUGGGGGGCGCUGCCCCCACCCAACGCGCUCUGCAGGGGGUUCCAUCGCGUCCGGGGGUCAUCCGCAUCGUGGCCUCGGCGCCCACGCGGAGAAAGAGGCCCGCAGAGGAGCUCAACCCCGAGGAGGACGAGAAGCGGAGAGUGCGGAGGGAGCGGAACAAACAAGCGGCGGCGAAAUGUAGACAUCGGCGUCGUGAGCUCACGGACACCUUGCAGGCGGAGGCCGACAAGCUGGAGGAGGAGCGCUCGGCGCUGCAGUCCGACAUCCGCCUCCUGCAGAAGGAGCGCGAGGACCUGGAGAGGAUCCUCAGCGCCCACCGCGCGCUCUGCCGCCUGCCCCCCAACGCCGCGGAACCCGACAGCUCACCGACUCCUGCAGGAGACCCCCAGGACCUCCUGGAAGAGCAGCGGCAGCAGGAGCGGCGGCGGCGAGGGGAUACCCCCCGGGGUCCCGACCCGACCCCCCUCGUCGCCGUGAAGCUGGAGCCCACGGAACUUGCGGACGAGGUGGCGAGGAGCCGCGCGUCACGUCUCUCCUCGCCCGAGCACCUGGGCGGGGAGUCCCACUCGUGCGCCACCUCCUACCGGCGCGGUAGCGCGGGUGGCGGGCCAGGGCAGCCUGAGGAGCGCCGGUCGGGGCGAAGCGACGGCGGGCGCGCUCGGGUCGCGAACGCUGAUGGCGCUCUAGCGAGGAGAGGGGGGUGGGGGAGUACACGGGGAGGGAGGGGGGGAUUGUCGCGUUUACACGAGAGGAGUGCAGCAGGGCUUCUUAGUUUCAGCCGGGCCUGAGCUGCGGAAUAUAUUUCAUGAGAAAUGAAGCCUUUGCCUGGAUGCGUGGUGAUGAUGAUGAUGGUGCGGUGGUGUUGGCUGUUUUAUUAUGGAGACGAAUUAUUGAGAAGUGUGGGGGGAAGGGGGGGCUAGAGCGCCUCCUCGCCGGCGGUCGAGAUGCCUGAAGGAGUGGCAGCCGAGAGAUGAAACGCGCCAGAAAGGAUCUACCACCGAGGAGGAGAUGGAGCGAUGAAAUUCCCCCCCCCCCCCCACCCCACCCCUCCUCCGUUGUGGGUGGCUCUAGGUGGAUUGUUACAUCGCCGGAUCGUGAGAGGUGGGAACGGCAGCUCGGGGGAGGCGUUCAUCCAGCAGUGGAUUGAGCAUGGCCGGUGAUUAAUUGCUGUAACAAUCACAAUCGCGCGUCGCCGUCUGUUUGUUAAAGCUAAAAGGGAAAACGCAUUCCAAAGGCCAAACUUCUGACCUGUUUCUGCAGCGCGUGUGUUUUAUAUGUAAUAAUAAGUUAUGUAGUGUACGCUUAAUUUGCUUACAAGCGGGGAGGGAGAGGGGGGGGUUCAUAAUCUUUAUUGAAUGAAUGAUGGCGGCAAUGAGUCUCGUGCUGAUUGGAGUUAAUUAGUCACCCGUGUGGAAGAGAUAGCGCAGCGAUUCAAGGGGCACGUGCUGAGUCAGCAGGGCUGACGCCGUUGCUCCUGGCGACUGACUGGAAGACGGACGGGGGAGUGGUGGGACUGCGGCGUAUGAUGAUUACUGUAUUCUCUACAGUAUAAAGACCCCCCCCCCACCCUCCCCCUGUAUUUUAAAGCAAAAGCUGGGGGUGCGUCUCGUAAUACGGUAGCUGUGUGUAAGACCAUGUUUGUGGAACGGCAAUGGCAGUGAGGAAACACAGGUUUGGAGUGCGUCUUAUUUUUUCGGCGACGCUUGUAAUGCAGAGAAUACGGUAAUUCUUCGGCACGUUCACGGAGUGGCAAUUGAUCGAUUUGAAAUCGAUUCGAGGGAUACGUGGAACCGAAUGGCGCGAGCGUCGAAUGUCUUAAAAUAGUGUGCAGUGUUUAGAAUGUCUGCGGAUGUCAAUGCUGAUGCUACGUAGUAUACAGGACUCGUGCAAACGAACGAGUCCCCGACGAGACUUUACUUACAGAGAAAAAUUCAAACGAGACGAUACAAAACGAGCGACGGGCCACGACCCCACGCGCAGCUGGCGGAGUGGGCGAAGAGGCUGUUGCAAUUGAGCGUUUCUCUUAAAUAGCUCUUCUGAGAUUUGAUUUACAGCAAGAUGUUUUUCAUGCAUAUUUAAAAAAAAAGUGUUCUCAUAUAUAUACUGUACACAUCUGUUCGGGCCCUCCACACCGGCAAAUUGGACGGGUUUGGGAACUCCUGGACAGGCAGUGGCUUGGAUGCUAAUUACAAAAAAAA